AUGGUUCACCCAGCGAGGAGUCACGGGCAUGAACGCCACGUGCUCUGCCAGCAGAUGCAUCACAACCGCCAGAGCUUGCCGGCUGAGCGGCAGCAGAAGCAGCACAAUUGCCAGAGCGUGCCGGUUGUGCAGCAGCAGAAGCGGCCGGGCAGCCUCUUGUGGCAUCAGGGCGCAGCAGCAAAGAAACGAUGCUGUGGAUGGACACGCGAGCACCAGCAAGAAGGACCUGCCACUGCCACGAUUCUGCGCGAUUCCACGAAUCUGCUCAAUCCCUCCACGCCGGGACGUACAGCAGGUGGUGAUGGCGGCGAUGGCAGACUCAAAGGCCCAGCUGCCUGUCACAUCAUGCUGCACGCUGCUGUCUUUCCAGGCUGCGUCGGCCCGGUGGUGCACACGGGCGAGACCCCCACAAGGAGCAACGGUUGUUUGCUGACUUCUGUGAAUCAGCUAGCAGAGGCUCGUCACGGUGGUGUGUCUGGUGAUGUUCCCGGUGGCAAGGAAUGUGCCUUCUUCUCUGCCGUCUCGCCACCAUUCUCCUCUGCUGUUUUACCCACCGCUUUGCCGGCCUCCUCACCGACCGUCUCACGAGCUGUCUCGCCUGCCAUCUUGCCUGCCGUCUCCCCGACCAUCCCGCUCGCUCCCACUCGGCCUCUAGAUCUCUAUGUUCCCCCCCCCCCCCUCCCUCGCUCCCCUCCCCCACCCCCCCCAUACUCCCCCCCUCCUCUUCUCUCCUCUUCUCCCCCUUCCCCGUCCCGUCUCCCUUCUCCCCCCUCCUCUUACCCCCUCCCCCUAGCUCCCUCCCCACUCCCUCCUGCGCCCGCCCUAGCACUAGCGUCCGCCCGCCACCGCCCCGCAACUCCAAUGCAUUGGAUGGUUUUUAAGAAUGCCUCUGCAGCAGGAGCUGCUGAUGACUCCGUUGGUCCCAAGGAUCUGUGCAGCCCCAUCACUCUCCUCAAUCGCCAUUAUCAACACUGUCAUCUUCACCACCAUGAUAAGGCACCUGUGAAGCCCCGUGUAACUGAGGAAGCGACCCUGCUACCUACCAGCACUACCAGCACAUCCAGCAGGACCAGCGCAGCCAGCGCUGCCAGCAAUGGAUCCGCCAGCAACUUGAAUGAUGAGGAGUGCAUCCCUUGGUGCAGUGACGGGGCGUCUCAAAGCCCCUCUUCUCACUGCUGGGGUUCUGAGACAACUGCACAGAAGGCUGGCUGUGCCACGUGGCAGCCUGAGGCGGCCAUUCAGGGCCUUAAGCACGCCGCUGUCUUCCCUUUCAGCUUCGGCCCAGAGGCGGUUACUGGCGACACCGCACCCUCCAUGAACAAACACAUCCCGUUUACCCAUGUGCCGGUUUCUCAUGGUUGUGCGGUCGUCCGUCAGCCCUUGAACCACCCUUCAAGCCCCUACAAUGUUCCAUCCUUUGCCGGUCUUCUAAAUUCCAUCUCACCUGCCCGGCAACUCCACCGGCGUGUUGUCCCCGCACCUGCCACCUCUGCUGUCUGCUCCUCUUGCAACCACUCGGUUUCUCCAAGCCUUCAAGGCAAGGAAGCGCUGCUGCCUCCAGAGGCUCAUGCACAGCCGCAGGAGCAGGAGCAGAGUGACACGUGCACGGUGUGCUCGGCGUCUUUGUCUGGAAAGACCUGUGUACUGAAUAGUCCUUCCAUGGGCUCAUGUUGCUCACAGCACGAGAAGCAGGAGAAGCAGAAGAGGCAGGAGAUGCGGGAAAGGAGAGUGCAGGGCUUGGUUGUGACAGGAGAUGUGUUGCCAGGAUUGCAUGAUGGGCAGUGGCAAUCUGCUGCAGGGUCUGGCAACGGCACUGUGUCAGGCAACCCGAUGGAGGGGUCUGUGGAUGAAGAGGACCUUGAGGAGCUACAGGACACUGCAUCGUCUUAA
Molecule: messenger RNA, 1890 nt
Organism: Closterium sp. Naga37s-1
Lineage: Eukaryota; Viridiplantae; Streptophyta; Zygnematophyceae; Desmidiales; Closteriaceae
Source: the annotation of a GenBank genome assembly